ACCGCACCGCACCGUUCAACUGUUGUUGAAGUGCAGCCCUGCCUGUCCGGAGCGCGAACAACACACACACACACACAUGUUCAUACACUCUCACACACACACUGACUAACACACACUCUCUGGACUCGGACUUUGUUUCUACUUUCAGUGAAGUUACUUUUGUCGAAAUGUUUGGAGGGGGAAUCUAAGCAGCAUCGUGACGUGGGAGAGCCGCUGCUCAGUGAGUGUGGAUGUGAGGCAGCGCCGUGGACGGCUGGUUUCAGUGUGUACUGUUCAGAUGAAUAAUCCUCUGCGUUGCCAACAUUGACUGACAAGACAAGAAAGGAAUGGGAUAUGAUUCCAGGUGAUCGUGAGGAGGAAGUCUUCAGCUUAACAAAGAACAUAGAUGAGUAUUUGCCAUGCUACAUGGGAAGGCUCUGAACUCCACCCUGCUCUUACUCCUCACCCUCAUCAUCUCUGCCAGUGCCCAUGGUCGCUCCUACCCUCGUUUCUCCCGUAAUGACACUGAAUUCCAGCACCUGGUUCUCCACCCGGACCCCUCAAUGGGGACGGUGUACGUGGGGGCCAGGGACCACCUCUUCCAGCUGGAUGGAUCAGAUGGACUCCGGCUGGAGCAAGAGGAGACGACUGGUCCUGUGAGCGACAGCAAAGACUGCCUCCCCCCAGUCACUGAGUUUAACUGUCCGCAGGCCAGGAGAACCAGUAACCACAACAAAUUACUGCUGGUGGAUUCGAAGGCGUCGCAGUUGAUCACCUGUGGCAGCAUCCACCAGGGCACCUGCCAGAAACGCAACCUGACAUCCAUCAAGGAGGUUCUCUUCUCCACCGAGAGGCCCGUGGAUACGCAGUAUGUCGCAGCCAAUGAUCCGUCGGUGUCAACCGUGGGCCUGGUGGUGGGGCUUCGUAGCGGAGAACGGACAGUGAUGUAUGUGGGUAGGGGCUAUACCGCCAGCCAUCCGCCCAUCUCCACCCGCCACCUUUCUUCAGAACCCAUCUUUUCCUAUGAGGAGACGGCUAAGCUGGCUGUGGCCGGGCGCCUAUCGGAAUACGACCACCACUUCGUGAAGGCGUUCACGCGUCGCACGUAUGUGUACUUCUUGUUUUACCGCCGGGACAUCAAGUCGCCAUCAAGGGAGUACCGCACCUAUGCCGCCAGAGUGUGUCUGGAUGACACGUCCUACUAUUCCUACGUGGAAGUUCCUCUUGUCUGCCGGUCUCCUUCUUCUCCCUUCAAGACUUACAACCUGCUCCAGGCUGCACAGGUGGGACAAGGUACAGACAGGGAGGGCGAGGAUCUCCUGGGAGUUUUCUCCACCCGCAUCGGCUCCACAAACAACAAUCCCUUGGAUGCCUCAGCUCUGUGCGUCUACCCACUGGAUGAGCUAGAUGCAUACAUCGACUCCACUCGUGAUCUCUGCUACACCAAGGACGGCCGGGUGGAGGGAAGAGGGGAGGUGGCCUACAUAGAGUAUGAGGUCAAGUCCAGCUGUGCAAACCUGCCUGUGAAUACCCUUAAGGCGUACCCCUGCGGCUCUGACCACACCCCCAGUCCGAUGGCAAGCCGGGAACCGCUGGAAGCUAAAGCCGCGUGGCACACCUCAGCCGCCCGUCUCACUGCUGUGGCGGUCAGUGUCAGAGAAGGACACAGCAUCGCCUUCCUUGGAGACUCCAAAGGGACUCUGCACAAGGUAUAUCUGGGCCAAGAUGGACAGGUGGAGGUAUAUGCGAACAUGACCAUCCAGCCCAACUCACCCAUUAACAGUGACCUUUUACUGGACCAGAAUGGAGCACACAUCUACAUCAUGACCAAAACUACUGUAGAGAAGCAUCCUGUGGCAGAAUGUGGGGAUCACCUGGACUGUCAGUCCUGUUUGUCUGCCAAAGACCCCUACUGUGGCUGGUGUGUCCUGGAGGGACGGUGCGGUCAGCGCUGGGAGUGCCAGAGAGGGUCUGAGCAGGGCCAGUGGCUGUGGAGUUUUAACCAGACGCAGCAGUGCCUCAGUAUCCAGCACCUGAGCCUCUACAACAUAAGCCGCGGGGAGAAAGACGAUAUUACAGUGUCAGUAGAGGGCCUCCCGAGUCUGGGAAAAGGAGAAGCCUACUCCUGCUUCUUCCAGGACACGGAAACUCCUGCCUCACUCACUGACACUGGCGUGUUGUGCUCCACUCCUGAUGCCAGCAGUUUGCCCCCCAUUAGCCAUGGAGAUGAGUUUGUGAUCGUGACCCUGUCACUGCGUUUCACAAACGUGACGGUGGCAGAAACAGAAUUCACCUUCUACAACUGCAGCUUGGUCCAGCAGCUCUCUGGACGCAGGCCAUGUCAAGGGUGUGUUAGUAGUCGCUGGGGGUGCAACUGGUGUAUCCACCAGCAUGUCUGCACGCACAAACACACCUGCAGCCAAGGAGUCACCAUCUACAACCAAAACUUCAAACCGCCAACACGCACCAUCCCACCACCCACCAGAACACUGACCCCUUUACCUCCCACUGUCCCGACUGCUACAACAACAACAACAACAACAACAACUCAGCCACCACCCACAGUGACACCUGUCCCCACCACAGCAGCUGUCCCUUCAACUACCACCACAGUGACACCACCCACCACCUCUAAAUCUGAAUCCACCACACCCCUUACCACGGCCACAACUUCCCCAUCUCUCAGGAUCUUCACCCAGGCCACCACCCUUCACACUGAUGUGAGCACCGCAGGCGGGUCCCUCUCUCUAUCUGUGGAGGAAGUGACAGAGGGAACUGGUGGCACUGCAAGAGGUCUUUCAGAGGGCGAGAAGGCUGAAACCUGGAAUAUCACUGAUGAAACUCCACACACUACUAUACCCAGUAGCACUAGUGGCCAGGUAGACUCUGAGCUGAGAUUUUUAGAGCCGUCCGGCGAAGUUGUGGACUCUUCCUCCGAUGUGAGCUCAACCACCUCCAGCGAAGUGGCCCUAUUAAUAGACCCCUCUGUCAGUGAUGAUAAAGAGGACAUUCCUCUGACCAGCUCCGAAGACAGUGACUCACCUCUGUGGUUGAGUGAGUGGGGGAAGCCGGGGGGAGAGACUGACUUGAACUCUGCAACAGGUGCCAGCGAAAAGUCGUUCAUCUACACGCAGUCACCUGAAACAGUUAUUGCCCCCAACUCUGAAUCUGCAACAAACUACCAAUCAGAUUCUUCGACCAACUCUUACUUUCCGGAAUGUCCGUGUGUGGAGAGAGUUCAGGAUUCCUCUCUCCUCCCUGUCAACGUGGAGAGGAAGGUCACUCUGGUGGGACAACACCUAAACCUGUUUCAGGAUGAGAAUCUGGACUACGAGUGUGUGUUGGACAUCGAGAAUCAAUCAGUGGUGGUGGACGCCUCCGUGGAGCUGGAUGCCAAGCAACAAUCCGUCUUCUUUAUCACCUGCCAACCACACAAGUAUGCAUAUUCUGCCAUGAUGGAGGAAUACGCAGCCACAAUCAACGUGAGGAGAAAAAACAACUUCCACAUCGACAGCGCAGAGGAUCUGUACGUCACUCUGUUCAAUUGUUCAGUGGGCCGGUCGGACUGCAGCCGGUGUCGCACCGCAGACCCAAAGUAUGGCUGCGUUUGGUGUGGAGGUACUGCAAGCUCUCGCUGUGUGUACCAGGACUCCUGCACCGACGAGGUCCAACACACCUGUCCUGCUCCUGUCAUUCACUUUUUGGACCCGGUAUCCGGUCCCGUAGAGGGCGGGACAGUGGUGACCAUUUCAGGCUCUAACCUUGGCCAGAGAGCUGAAGACAUCCAGAACUCAGUCACAGUAGCUGGAGUCACCUGCAAUGUCAUCCAGAGCAGAUAUGAAGUCUCCUCAAGGAUCGUGUGUGAGACUAUGUGGAGUGGAGGCGAGAGGAGCGGCCAGGCCUCAGUCAAAGUGAGGGGAGGAGGACUCGGAUUGUCUGCUCAGAUCUUCAGCUUUCAGGAUCCAGUGCUCAGCAGCAUCUUCCCCCAAAGGGGUCCAAAGGCGGGGGGCUCGUCUCUCACCAUCAGAGGACGGAGACUGAGGACCGGACACCCGAGUGAAGUCAGCGUCUUAAUCGGAGGAGUUCCAUGUGUGGUGCUAAACAUCCAGGAGGACCAGAUCAGCUGUCUGACACGAGGCAGCAACAGAACAGGAGAGCACAGCAUCACCGUGCGCUUUGGUGGGGCAGAGCGCCACCUGCAGGGCUUGGUUUAUCAUUACACCCCCAACCCCAACAUCACAAUGGCUGCUCCGUCCAAAAGCUUUCUCAGUGGAGGCAGAAUCAUCAGAGUCUCUGGUCAGAACCUGGAUGUGGUCCAGGAGCCAAAAAUGAGGGUCACCCUAAGUCCUCCUGACACUCUUCCCCCGAGAAGGAGGAGGAGGAGCCCGGAUAGGAGGAAUGAAGGAAUCCUGAACAGAGGACAGGAUCUUCGGGGUCCACUGAAGAGAUGGAGGAGGAUCGUCCCAGAGGUGGACUGCCCCGAGGGCACACUCUGUCACGUCAAACAAUACGAGUCUCGCUGCACAGUGAACAGCUCCUCCCUCAUCUCGUGUCCGACCCCUGCGGUAGGUCCAGAGGCCAGGAGAGCCAGGGUCAAGGUUCAUUUCCUGUUGGACAGCCUCCAUUUUGACUUCAGCACUGUGGGGAGUGAAGCCUUCAGCUACGAGCCCAACCCGCAGCUCUACCAGCUGAACCAGAACGACCCCAGCAAACCAUACCAUCAUAAACCUGGCAGCAUCAUCUCUGUCGAGGGAGAAAAUCUCGAUCUGGCCAUCUACAAGCAUGAGGUGGAGGCUCGGAUCGGGGAGGGGGUGUGUUCGGUAAAGACUCUGACCCACAACCACUUGUACUGUGAACCACCAGCACAGCAGCCCUCAGUCGCAGCCAGCAACAAACAGGACGGCAUGGACAGUCUGCCUGAGUUCACAGUGAAAAUGGGGAAUCUGAACUUCUCUCUGGGCAGAGUGCAGUACGACAGCCAGGCCCAGUCUACAUUUCCUCUGGAGGCUCAGGUGGGAGUCGGGGUGGGAGCCUCUAUAGUGGCUCUCAUUGUGCUCAUCAUAGUCCUCAUAUACAGGAGGAAGAGCAAACAGGCCAUGAGGGACUACAAGAAGGUGCAGAUCCAGCUGGAGAACCUGGAGACCAGUGUGAGAGAUCGCUGCAAGAAAGAGUUCACAGACCUGAUGACAGAGAUGAUGGACAUGUCCAGUGAUUUGGUGGGUUCAGGGAUCCCCUUCCUGGAUUACCGGGCGUAUGCCGAGCGCAUUUUCUUCCCAGGCCACCAGGAGUCACCACUGAGACGAGAUCUGGACGUUCCAGAGAGUCGACGGCAGACUGUGGAGCAAGGGCUGGUUCAGCUGUCCAACCUCCUCAACAGUAAACUCUUUCUCACCAAGUUUAUUCACACUCUGGAGGUUCAACGGACAUUCUCCCCGAGGGACCGGGCCUAUGUGGCCUCUCUGCUGACUGUGGCCCUGCACGGUAAACUGGAGUACUUCACAGACAUCCUGAAGACGCUGCUUAACGAUCUCGUGGAACAGUACGUGGCCAAGAACCCCAAACUGAUGCUCAGGAGGACGGAAUCUGUGGUUGAGAAGCUUUUGACUAACUGGAUGUCCAUCUGUCUGUUUACCUUUCUGAGGGAAUCAGCAGGGGAGUCGUUCUACAUGCUGUUCAGAGCAAUAAAGCACCAGGUGGACAAGGGACCUGUGGACGCUGUGACAGGAAAAGCCAAGUACACACUGAAUGACAACCGGCUGCUGCGAGAGGACGUGGAGUACCGCACACUGACACUGAAUGUCGUGAUGCCAGCUGCAAACACCAGCGGAGGCACAACCACCCAGACGGUACCUGCCAAAGUCCUGGACUGUGACACCAUCACCCAAGUGAAGGAGAAGCUUGUGGAACAAACCUGGAAGGGGACCUCCUUUUCCCAGAGGCCACACAUUGACUCAUUACACCUCGAGUGGCGGGCAGGGGUUGCAGGUCACUUAAUCCUGUCAGAUGAAGACCUGACGUCAGUCGUACAAGGCUCAUGGAAACGCCUUAAUACACUGCAACACUACAAGGUCCCUGAUGGAGCAACAGUGGCCCUCGUCCCCAGGAACACUAAACAUCACCUCCAUGACAGCCAUGACUACAUGCCUGGAGAGAAGACCCCAAUGCUGGAUGACGGGGAUGAGGGAGGAAUGAGGCUGUGGCAUUUGGUGAAAGCCAGCGAGGAGUCCGAGCUGCCCAAACACAGGAGAGGAAGUCUGAGGGAGAGGGGAGGCGAGCGGGCCAAGGCUAUCCCUGAGAUCUACCUCACACGACUGCUCUCUAUGAAGGGAACACUGCAGAAGUUCGUGGAUGAUUUAUUCACGGCGAUCCUCAGCACCAGUCGUCCCGUACCUCUGGCUGUCAAAUACUUCUUCGACUUGUUGGAUGAGCAGGCUCUGCAGCACAACAUCACGGACCCCGAGACUAUCCACAUCUGGAAGACCAACAGUUUACCGCUGCGGUUCUGGAUCAAUAUCCUGAAGAACCCACAGUUCAUCUUUGACGUGCAGACCUCAGACCACGUGGACGCCGUGCUGUCCGUCAUUGCUCAGACCUUCAUGGAUUCCUGCACCAUCGCUGACCACAAACUGGGACGAGACUCUCCCAUCAACAAGUUGCUGUACGCCAGAGACAUACCGCGCUACAAACAGAUGGUGGAGAGGUACUAUGCAGACAUCCGUCAGACCAUCUCCGCCAGCGACCAGGAGAUGAACUCCGCUCUGGCAGAACUCUCUCGUAAUUAUACUGCUGAGGUCAACUGCCUUGUGGCUUUGCACGAGCUGUACAAGUACAUCAACAAAUACUAUGAUCAGAUCAUCACAGCCCUGGAGGAGGACUCCACAGCCCAGAAGAUGCAGCUCGGUUACAGGCUCCAACAGAUUGCUGCUGCUGUAGAAAACAAAGUCACAGACCUAUGACCCCGAGGACACCAUCGAUUUUUCCUUUAACCAUAGAGCUGAGGACUGUGAUGGAAGAAGGUUCCAACUCCUGGAGGAAAGAAGCAUGUUUUUUUUUUGUUUUUUUAAGAGGACAAAGGAAGGAACAGUGUGGCACAUGCUCUGAUUCUGCUGUCAUUUUAGCAGACUGAUUUUUACUUAAGAGGAUCACUGACACUGGCCAUGUUUCCUGUCCUGCAUCCAGGAGCAACAGUAAAUGUACACAGGUCCGAACACUGGGAGUAAAAUGACACUUGUCCAAAGGGGAAACAAAAAAGAGAAAAUGUGAAACGAAGCACGUCAAAACAAGGAAUUUCCUCCGAACUAUGACCUCUCUCAUGUACGAACAUGUUCGACUUCAACCUAAAGAGAGACAUGAUCUGAAAAUAGAUGUUUUUGUUGUUCUUACGUAUCUGAGUGGACUUUCCUUGGAGAUUUCCUUGACAAACUGCACAGAACAUUCCUGUAAGUUUUACAGCUACACUUGUUAGUCUUCUGCUGCGGCACGGAUGCUGGAGGUGAAGAAGCCAUGAGCGAGGAGGGAAAGGUAAACAUGGGGACCUUAAUGUCGACGGCUGCAGAGUUUUCUGCCACGUUGUGUCGAAGUCUUACAUAAAGGACAGACGGAUUAGGACACUUUAAAGUGCCGUGGACGCCGCUCAUCGUUCUGCGUUCAGCUUCCUUAAAUCAUUCGACCAAGUCUUACUCUACGUUGUUUAUCGGACAGUUGGUUGUUCAUGUAAACUUUCUUCUUCAUUUUUAAGCUUCACAUCGCCAGUUGUCCUUUGACUGCACUCUAUAGAUGCUGCCUCCCCGUGUACUUUGAACUUUUGUAAAAAGUGUUGAUUUUAUUCUGUUGCAGACGUAGUACAUGAACGCUCUCGACCCGCUUUCUUCUCUUGAUGACCUACAGUGUUGUGUGAAUGUUUCGCAAAUGUCGAUAACCGUUUUGUAAACAGUUGUUUUUAUAUAGGACAGUUUAGCAGAGGUGCGUACUGAUAGCUAAGUCAUCAAGUGAUCCGUCCCGAAGAAAAGUCUUCUACAACGACAGCCAUUUAAUCUGAUUCCGAGGAAAACAGAUGAUCUGAUCACCCGACUUCUUAGGAAAAUAAUGCACAGAUAUAUGAAUAAUGCUCAAAGAACUGAGGAAUAUGUCUUAAAACUGGAGUGAAUCAAUUCGACAUGAUUUAUGUUUUACAUCCGCUUCAGGAUUUUUCUCCUUCAACACACGACUGACAGGACGCAGUGGAGCCUUCAUAGGUUCUGUUAAUGGACUGUUAAUCCUGAGAUGGCUGUAAAAUAAAUAAUGUGGGAUUAAAUUCUGACAUAUUUACACAGUUAUUUCUCAUACAUGUCCAUUUUAUAGAUUUAUUUUAAAUUGCUUUGUUGAGUUUGUUUUAUUUCAGUCAGAUUUGAUCUUCUGUAUUUCAAACAUAUUUCGAUACAAUAUUUUUUGUUCUUAGAUUUUUCCACGGAGCCACUGAUCUCUUCCCUGUGGUCUCUUGACUGAACUGAAGUUGUGUUUCGCUGUUCAGCUCCACCUGAGCAGGAUUGCUGCUAGUUAUCAGUUUUUCACACACACAUUUUAUGCUGAUUUGAAGCUUUAAUUUGCGUUCAUGUUUCCUUGGUGUCAUGCCAGAUUUGAGCAGUGUUACGGCAGAACAGAGCUGCACUUUUCUCUCAAGACUUAAAUUAUGAUUCAUGAUCGAUCGUGCCUUUGCUCCCUGUUCUGAAAGUCUUUUACUAGUUUUUUUUUUCAAUUUAAUUUAUUUUUUAUUUAUUUUAAUGCAUAUGUCAUUGGAUUUUCCUGACAUAUAAAAUAAUAGUAGUACCCCUUAAACCAGAUGUUCAGAUGAUUUGUUUUUUGAAGUAAAUCAUCGUGUUGUUUCUUUUUAUCCGUUCAGUUACUACAGGUCAAAAUCAAAUUCACAAUCAGCUGUCUUAAAUACUGUUUUGAUCUCUCCUCUUUUUUUUUUUUAGAGGCAACAGGAAUAUGAUUUUAACAUUAAACAGCGAUUAUUACAUAUAAAUAAAAAAAACUCUUCAUCAUUCUUUGACAUGCACAUUCGUGUCGCUUGUGGCUUCCUCGUGUCUGCAAAGCUCCUUCUGAUGUUUUUGUUCCAUGUUCUGUAGAUACAUACUGCUCUUAAGUAAUCCUGACUUUAGUGUUCUCAGACUAAUUGAUAGGAUGAACCUAACAACAACUUAAUGUGAUGCAAUAAAGUGCUCCAGAUGUU
Molecule: messenger RNA, 9190 nt
Organism: Larimichthys crocea (large yellow croaker)
Lineage: Eukaryota; Metazoa; Chordata; Actinopteri; Sciaenidae
Gene: plxnb1a
Product: plexin b1a
Exons: 39
Coding region: 399-6935 (2178 amino acids)
Biological process (GO): axon extension; semaphorin-plexin signaling pathway; regulation of cell shape
Cellular component (GO): semaphorin receptor complex; plasma membrane
Molecular function (GO): protein binding; semaphorin receptor activity
Source: RefSeq, a predicted model, not a curated record